AUGGCCACCAUGCCGAUUGAGAAAGCGCCGCACCAUGCACUCACAACUGGCGAAUCGGAGAAAACAGCAGCUCAUACCGCUGCGCAGCCUAAGUGGUACCAAUGGUUUGCCCCAAGCGACACUCCUGAGGAGCGGCGACUGAUCAUGAAACUCGAUGGCCUCAUCAUGGUAUUCGUUUUUCUUGCGUAUUGGGCCAAGGUUCUUGAUUCCUCUGCGACGAGUGCGGCAUAUGUGAGUGGGAUGAAGGAGGAUCUGAAGCUUUAUGGCAACGAGUUGAACUACUUGAACACCACCUACAUGGUUGGCUUUAUCACGCUUCAAAUUCCCCUCACAGUUUUGAUGACGCGCUUUUCAGCUACCUACUUUAUCCCUGGCGCAGAUCUCAUCUGGGGUGUUCUCACACUCGUGCAAUACAAAGUCACCAACGUGCAACAACUCUACGUGAUCAGAUUCUUUGUGGGCGCUGCUGGCAGUCUCUUUUUCCCUGCCGUUCAGUGGUACCUAGGAUGCUGGUACAAGAGAUCAGAGCUGAGCCGUCGAGGUGCUCUAUUCUUUAUUGCUAGCCAAGUGGGAAGCAUGAGCUCGGGGUACAUUCAGAGCGGCGCUUAUUCAAGCUUGAAUGGACGGCACGGCAUCGAAGGCUGGCGAUGGCUCUACAUCAUCUGUUUCGCGUGCACAGUCCCUGUCGCCGUCCUUGGCUUUGUCGCACUUCCCAGCCAUCCGAACAAGUGUAAGCCAGGACUCUUGACAGAACGUGAAAUUCAGUUGGCUCGUGAGCGCAUGGCCUCGGAGCACAGAGAACCCCCGAAACCUCUCACUAUCCCUGUUAUCCGUAAUGUCUUGUCUGGGUGGCACUUUUGGGUGCUUGUGUCCUUUGCAUUCUUCUUCUCCCAAGCUGACGGCGUCUCAAGCCAGAGUGGACUGGCACUAUGGCUCAAAGCCGAAGGCUACGGCGUCGAGUCAAUCAACACUAUCACGACGGUUUCGCCGGCCGUUACCAUCAUCUCAUCCAUUAUCUGUGGCAUUCUUUCUGAUGCCUAUGAUGCAAAAGUUUCACUUAUUGCUGGUACUGCGUUUCUCAAUAUCUUUGCGAGCAUCGUCCUUGCGAUUUGGCAUGUGCCCACAGGGCUGAAGUUCUUUGCCUUCUUCCUUGCAGGGUCCGCAGACGGCAUUGCUGCUGUGAUAUAUGCAUGGGCGAAUGAAAUUUGCGCUGGAAAUGCCGAGGAACGUGCCAUCGUCAUUAGCAGCAUGAAUACUAUUGGAAACACGUUUGGAGCCUGGCUGCCACUAUUUGUUUGGAAGACAGUCGAUGCACCGCGAUAUCUCAUCGGAUAUAAUUGGACUAUUGCCCUCGACGUGUGUAUGGUGGCCAUGUUGUUUGUUUUGAGGUCCUUCUGGAACCGCGAGCGCAAGGCUCUGCCCACAGCCUAA
Fusarium vanettenii 77-13-4 is the source of this 1431-nucleotide messenger RNA. RefSeq lists its product as uncharacterized. The transcript has 6 exons. Gene Ontology annotation, cellular component: membrane. The coding region runs from base 1 to 1431 and encodes 476 amino acids. Gene Ontology annotation, molecular function: transmembrane transporter activity. The record is from RefSeq and is a predicted model, not a curated record. Gene Ontology annotation, biological process: transmembrane transport. NCBI's taxonomy places the organism in Eukaryota, Fungi, Ascomycota, Sordariomycetes, Hypocreales, Nectriaceae.